GAGCGGGAGGUUGUUUAAACUGAGAAAGACAGUCGAAAACUUCAUGCAACUGCGUGAGCUCCAAGCUUCAAACGCGUUCUCAUGCUCAGACGAGACCUUUAUUUUUCAUCAAGUUACUUUUUACAUUGUUUUGCAGCAGCUUUGAAUAAUAAACACAUUUUCCUGCUUUAAUUUUUUUAAUGCUUUCUAAAUUCAUGGGACAACCAAAGCAAGCAAGCCUCAUGUUUUGGGGGAAAGUUUGAUAUCAGCAAUGCCUAGAAAAGAGCCAAAGAUGUUUGUCUUGCUCUAUGUUACGAGUUUUGCCAUUUGUGCAAGUGGACAACCUCGGGGUAAUCAGUUCAAAGGAGAGAGCUACUCCCCGAGAUAUAUCUGUAGCAUUCCUGGCUUACCUGGACCUCCAGGACCCCCUGGAGCAAAUGGUUCCCCUGGGCCCCAUGGUCGCAUCGGCCUUCCGGGACGAGAUGGGAGAGACGGCAGGAAAGGAGAGAAAGGUGAAAAGGGGGCUGCAGGUUUCAGAGGUAAGACUGGACCACUGGGCCUGGCUGGAGAGAAAGGGGACCAAGGAGAAACUGGGAAGAAAGGACCCAUGGGCCCCGAGGGGGAGAAAGGAGAAGUAGGUCCAGCUGGGCCUCCAGGACCAAAGGGAGACAGAGGAGAGCAAGGGGACCCAGGGCUGCCUGGAGUUUGCAGAUGUGGAAGCAUCGUGCUCAAAUCUGCCUUUUCUGUGGGCAUCACGACCAGUUACCCAGAAGAAAGGCUACCAAUCAUAUUUAACAAGAUCCUCUUCAAUGAGGGUGAGCACUACAACCCAGCGACGGGGAAGUUCAUCUGUGCCUUCCCGGGGAUCUAUUAUUUUUCUUACGAUAUCACAUUGGCAAACAAACACCUGGCAAUUGGGCUGGUACACAACGGGCAGUACCGGAUAAAGACCUUCGACGCCAACACGGGGAACCAUGACGUGGCUUCAGGGUCCACGGUCAUCUAUCUGCAGCCGGAAGAUGAAGUCUGGCUGGAGAUCUUCUUCACUGACCAGAACGGCCUCUUCUCAGAUCCCGGUUGGGCAGACAGCCUGUUCUCCGGAUUCCUCCUAUAUGUUGACACAGAUUAUCUAGAUUCCAUAUCAGAAGAUGACGAGCUGUGAUCGGGACCGCUGACUGGUUCCAAGAUCCUCGUGGGAGAUACUUUGAUUUCAUCUGGGGCCCCGGAAGGUGGAGCAAGAAGUAACAAGACCCAAAGAGACUCCCACUCAGAAUCCAGAGCGUUUGCAAACGGCUCUAGCAGAAUCCAUUAAAACAAGAUGAACCACCAAAAUGUUCGAACCACAACAAAAUGAAUUAUAUAAAACAAUAACCCCAGAUAUGAAUUCUCUUGAAAGCAAUGUUCAUAAAUAUUUAAACAAAUUCAAGACAAUGUUAACAAAUUUUCUAUUAAAUUCCCUUAGUGAUAAAACCAGCUGGCAAUGAUAUUGUCUCAUUAAAUCUUUAUAAAAUUACAUUUUUUGCCUGUUAUUUAAGAGAAUCAUAACAUCCCAGAAAUGUCUUCGACAAUUCUCAAAAGGCUAUAAUUAGUCAAAAGCCAAAGGUAAGAGAUGCUGAGUAAUUUCAAGAAUGCUAAAGUGAAGUGAUAAUGUUCUGUUUUAUUAUUUAUUUCUUUGUGCUUGUAUAUAUUUACUCAACAACUCUUUAAUAAGCCUGUAUAAACCAGAUAUUAUGAUGCCGGCUCAGAUCUAAUAAUAAGUUAAGACAAAAUCCCUGCCUCAUACAGACUAGCGUGUGAUGAGCAUACUGUCACAGUUCAGUGUGAUAAGCAUCAAGGCAAACAGACUGACUCGA
Molecule: messenger RNA, 1832 nt
Organism: Pteropus alecto (black flying fox)
Lineage: Eukaryota; Metazoa; Chordata; Mammalia; Chiroptera; Pteropodidae
Gene: C1QTNF7
Product: C1q and TNF related 7
Exons: 3
Coding region: 251-1141 (296 amino acids)
Molecular function (GO): protein binding
Source: RefSeq, a predicted model, not a curated record